Vombatus ursinus (common wombat) is the source of this 1706-nucleotide messenger RNA. RefSeq names its product glutamate rich 1 (gene ERICH1). The record is from RefSeq and is a predicted model, not a curated record. The coding region runs from base 619 to 1365 and encodes 248 amino acids. NCBI's taxonomy places the organism in Eukaryota, Metazoa, Chordata, Mammalia, Diprotodontia, Vombatidae. The transcript has 7 exons.
CCAAAUCAACAACUUCAGUCUACAACAGAGACUUGUCCUUCAAAACCAGAACUCGAACCAAGUAAAGUCCAGCCUUCAGCAGGCAUACAAGCUUGUUGACAAGAUAGUUUUGAUUGCAAAACCUAUACCGGUUUCAUGGCACUCCCCUUCACUGCAGCCACUCCAGAAAAAUGUGUAUUCAACUCUAACUUCAGUAAGCUGACCUUCAUUUGUCAGCCUUGUUUCACCCAGUGCUGCUAUUUGGAUGUGAUGCCUGCUGAGUUCUCUCACAAGAGCUGUUCAUCUUUCAGGUCUACUGGAUUUUGUGUUGUCUGAUGGGAUCCCCACCUGCCACAGUAAUCAGUUCAGGGUUGGGUAAGCAGACACUUUUUAGGGCACCUUUUCUAGCCCCUUCCUCACACCAGUAAGUGAGCAGUGUGAUCCUUAAAAGGCUGCUCAGACACCCAGGGGGCUGCCAAAUUCCACUGCUGCUUCCAGUGAAAAGAUGACUCCAUGGCCUGAGCCACAUGUGUACGGCACUGUGACCACAGCUCCCAAUGGAUCUGCUGCUUCGUCACUUGCCUGCUGCCUCAGGAUUUUGAGAUAGAUGAUGAAAAUAAGAUCCAACCCAGGAAAAAAAUGUACACAGUAAGCCCACCUCCUGAUGGAUAUGCUCCAUGUUCUCCAGAAUUCGCUGAUAGCAGAAAAUCAGAAAAAUCUGGGAGCACUGAUGACACAGAAGAAGAGAAUCCUCAAGAGACACCAAAGAGAAGAAGAAGAAGAAGAAAACAGAAACCAAAGAAUACUUUGCAAAAUCCCUAUAAUGUCCAUGUAGAACAAACAAAAUUUGAGAAGAAUGAGAGUCAUUUACAAGAAAAAUUACAGCCACAGCAUACAGAUGGUCCACAAAUAAGCAAAAAUAAAAAAAGGAAACUGAAAAAGAAACAGCAAAAGGAAAGGAAGAGAGCAGCUGGCCUACUAACAAAAGCCACUGGCAUUAGUUUUACAUACCAGCCUGAGAGCAGCAGUGAAGGAGAAGAUUCUAAAGACACCAAUGAAAAGGCAGAUGGCAUCCUAGACUUCUUGCAGGCAACACAAGAAAUUUAUUUCUCUGACAGUAAUUUUAAAUCUUCUGAUUCAACUGUCUGUUUGGAAACUAUCCAGGAGAUUUUUAAACAUCUUGAAUUUCAUCACAUAGCUUCCUCAGAUAUUAUACUUUUGGACCAGAUGAAAACUCUGGUACUUUUGCAAGAUACCGAAAGAUUGAAGAGUGCUUUGGAACAGUUCCAAGAACAAUGCAUGAUGCCUCCUGACCAUGCAAAAGAAAUUGCAACUCUUUUUCAUUACUGGAUUACAGAUAUCCUUCCUAUAAGGAAUAGGAAAUAAGGUCUGGAUGCCCAUCUGCAAAGAGUUAAUAUUUAAUAAUAGGAAAAAGCCUGAAGAAGACAUAUGAAAUACCUGAGAACUCUAAAUAUUGAAGUUGCCAAACUUGGUUUUAAAAGGAAAAAAGUUCUAUAUUUUUACAGUGUAAAUAUAAUGUUGUAAAUUGAUAAGAUGUAUCUGUUAAUUUGCUUGCACAAAAUAAACACAAGGUCUUACCUAAGAUUUUAAAUGUUAAAAUCAGGAUAUUAGAGUUGAAAUGUUAUUUAUACAUUUUUUCAUUGUAUACAUCGUAAAUUAACAUUGACAUUCUAUUUUUUCUAUUUGCCAUAAAGGAAACAUAAAAA